Molecule: messenger RNA, 942 nt
Organism: Scylla paramamosain (green mud crab)
Lineage: Eukaryota; Metazoa; Arthropoda; Malacostraca; Decapoda; Portunidae
Product: calpain-A-like
Exons: 6
Coding region: 1-942 (313 amino acids)
Biological process (GO): proteolysis
Cellular component (GO): cytoplasm
Molecular function (GO): calcium-dependent cysteine-type endopeptidase activity
Source: RefSeq, a predicted model, not a curated record
AUGUAUGCUGUGGGGCCUUGCUGUGUAGGUAAGCCCCUGGGAGUGUGUGGGAGUCCUGUGGGUGUCUGGGGGUCUCCCAAGGGCUCCUGGGAGCUUGGGGGGGUCUGCAAGGUGUUAUUGUGGCCUGACCCCAAUGUGGUGGAGGCACGCUGUGACAAUGGUCUGGUGCGUGGUCAUGCUUACUCCAUCACUCGCAUCAAGUAUUGUGACAUCCAGACUCCAAGGGUGUCAGGCAAGAUCCCUCUGGUGCGCAUCCGUAACCCUUGGGGCAAUGAAGCAGAGUGGGUUGGCCCCUGGAGUGACAAGAGUCAAGAAUGGCAGUUCAUUCCUCCUGAGGAGAAAGAAGAGAUGGGUCUCACCUUUAAACAUGAUGGGGAGUUUUGGAUGUCUUUCAAGGACUUCUUGACCAACUUCACCAUGCUGGAGAUGACCAACCUCAACCCAGACUCCCUGGAGGACGAGGACAUCAUCGGCUCCGUGCAGCACAAGUGGGAGAUGAGUGUGUUUGAGGGAGCCUGGAUCAGGGGCUCCUCAUCUGGCGGAUGUAGGAAUUUCCUUGAUACAUUCUGGCACAAUCCUCAGUACAGAAUCACUUUGACUGAGGUUGAUGAUGAUGAUGACAACAAGUGUACAGUGAUUGUGGCACUGAUGCAGAAGAAUCGCCGUUCACAGAGGAAGCUUGGCUUAGAGUGCCUUACUAUUGGCUUUGCAAUUUAUUAUUUACGAGACCCAGAUGGUGUUCCUCGGCCUUUAGAUCUGAACUUCUUCAAGUAUUCUGCCUCAGUGGCUCGUUCCCCAUCCUUCAUCAACAUGAGGGAGGUGUCUUGUCGCUUCAAGCUGCCCCCUGGCACUUACUGCAUUGUGCCAUCCACCUUUGAGCCUAAUGAAGAAGGAGAGUUCAUUUUGAGAGUCUUCUCUGAAAAAGCCAAUGAAAUGGAGUAA